Molecule: messenger RNA, 2184 nt
Organism: Hirsutella rhossiliensis
Lineage: Eukaryota; Fungi; Ascomycota; Sordariomycetes; Hypocreales; Ophiocordycipitaceae
Product: fungal specific transcription factor domain-containing protein
Exons: 4
Coding region: 1-2184 (727 amino acids)
Biological process (GO): regulation of DNA-templated transcription; DNA-templated transcription
Molecular function (GO): DNA-binding transcription factor activity, RNA polymerase II-specific; zinc ion binding; DNA binding
Source: RefSeq, a predicted model, not a curated record
AUGAUUCGAAGCUCCCCAAUCUGCGAAAUAUCGAAGCGCCUCGUCCACUCCCGCGACCGCCUCGGGCUGCUGAGCCACGGCCUCGCCCUCUCCGCCCUCGCCUGCCCGAGGACAAAAUGCCACAUCGCCAACCCCGGUGAUGCCGCCAUGUCCACGUCUGGAGCCGCCUCGACGCCUGCGCCACUCAAACAGGUCAAGUUUGUGGCGUCGGAUCCAACCCGUGGUGGACUGCCCGUGAAGCGCAAACAGAUAUCGCAAGCCUGUGAUGCCUGUCGACGAAAAAAGAGACGAUGUCUUCAUACCGAGCAACUAGCGACAGACGAUUCAGUCUCGGCCGCCGAUGAUCAGCACGGUCACAACUCAUCCCCAUCUCAAGCAUCUCCCGCCACUUUGUCAUCGCUCCCCACGCCUCGUGUUCGCCAGGCAGCCUUGCCGGCUGGGCAUGGCAUCAACCAUACUAGCAGCCCGUCGGACAUGGCGGCCGCGUCAUCCUACGCCAGGACCCCAAGACCGCCUCACGACGCUUCCAUGAAGCCACAGUCCUCCCGCUUCGUCGGCGACCUGAAUCCCGAGGCCAUGUUCGUUGAAGCAGCCCACCGGCAGCAGUCUCAAAAUGGCGAUGUCGGCAUAUGGCUUUCAUCUGCCGCCUCGGGCACCAACGGCCAACUUUCGCAGUUCAUCACCUCUCGACCGCCCCCCAUGAUGGACCGGUUCUUGCUCCCCUUUGUCAGGGAGCAUUGCCUGUCAUUUUUGCCCCCCGAGGAAGACUUUGCCAAGAUCAGAGCCAUUUUCAUCAACAAAAUCCAUCCAAUCUUCCCCGUCAUAUCCAUCAACGCACUUGGCGGGAGCCUCGAAAAUCCUUGCAACGUGGUCCUGCGCCAGCUCGUCUGUAUGUCCGCUUCUACCGAUCCAGAGUCGUCCCAGUAUCUUCGCCUUCGGAGCCGGGGACAGGAUCCACUUCCGUCCAACGAGUACUCGCAAUCGCUCUCGUCAGCUGUCCGAGCCAUCCUCGAGACGAGCAUCAUCACCGACAGGGUGUUACACAUACAGGCGCUCGUCCUGCUGUCCCUCUACACCCAGCCGACUUGCGCCGAGGAGGCGGAUCUCCCUGCACAGUUCGCAGGCAGGGCGAUUCACCACAUCCACACCCUUGGUUUGCACCUGCUAAGAUAUGACGCCCCCAACUGCGACGACCUCAACAACCUCUUCUGCGUUGUCUGGGCCCUGGACCGCAUCAAUGCCGCCGUAUAUGGGCGGCCGUGUCUCAUACAUGAGCGAGACAUUGGUGCAGAUCUCGAGGCCUGCAUCAAGAAACGCCCGCCAUGCUUCCGCCUGUUCUUGUCAGUCGUGCAAUGGCUGGACCAAGUCAUCGAACUCUACCGGCCGGGCCCGAGCGCCGAGGUUUCUGGACUUAACAAGAUUGCGUACAUUGACUUGCCCGUUCUCGAAGCUAUGAUUGUCGAUGCCGAUGCUCUCAAUGUUCCGUCCUCGCUUAUUUCUACCAUCGAGGUAUUAUAUCAUGCCGUCGUCGUUUUGUCGUGUAGGCUACCGAGGCCUGGUACUAUGCCGGCCGCCUCGACUUUGCCCCCUCCCUCGGCGAAUGCUCGCCGUUCACUCGCUGCUGAGCGAAUCGCUUGCGCCGUCCCGCGGGAUCACCUCAGCCCGAUGCCCUUUGUGCCAUAUGCCGUUUCCCUUGCGCUGAGCGUCGAGUAUCGCAAGAUGAGGCACAGCCGGCUGCCCAUGUUUCGCGCAAGGUCGAUGAAAGCCUUCAAACGCAACUGCGAGCUGCUGAGAAAAUUCGGUGGCUUUUUUUGGAGCGCAAAUGUGGUCGCCGGCCUGGGUGAAAGGGUCCUCAGGGAAAUGGAACGGGCCGCUUCCAGUUUGACCAAGGAAGCGAGCCCGCCGCGAUCAGAUGCGGAGUCCCGGCCGCCUCUGACCAGUCAAGAGGACGCCGCACCCGCUCGCCAGCCCGAGAUGGCUGUCAAUAGCUCAACGGCAGUCAAUUCGAUUCCGGGCAUGGAUAAUGCAGUUGACUUGAUGCUUGUUGAUGAGAUGUCGGGGCAGGAUGUCUUUAGUCAUAUCGAUCCCAACUUCAACCUGGACGCCGUGGAAGAUGCUUUGGAGGCAAAUCUCGACAUCUCAUUGCCACUGAACUGGGGAGACUGGAGCCAGUUUGCGACUUGA